ACGACGUUUUCUUUCGCUCGUUCGAUCGUUGGUAUGAAUGAUAAUGAACUCAAGCACGUGAAGUUGCACUUUGAGGUCGGAUGUUCUUUCCCGCUUCAUCAAUCACAGCUUGCCAGAACUAUGGAAGGCAAGCGGUCGGUUUCUAAAUCCCAGCUAGCUCUGGAGGAGGGUGUUACUUCCAAGACGCCCAGCAAGAUUCCCUUUCUUCUGGCGGGAAUAUUCGUAGCGACCACCGUGGCCCUGCUGAUCACCACUAUUGUGUUCGCCCUACAGAAAAACCACAUUGCCAACAUGCUGGAGCAAUUGAUGAAAGGCACCAGUAAACCACACGAACCUGGUCCGCGUCCUAUUUGCACCACAAAGCAGUGCUAUGACUCCGCUUACCUUUAUUUGAGUAACAUGGAUCAGACCAAAGCGCCUUGUGAUAAUUUCUUCGACUACGCAUGCGGCGGUUGGACUAAGCGCUACACAGUUCCAGAGGACCAGACCCGAUUUUCCACGUUGACUAAACUGAGAGAAGGCGUGGCAGACAGGCUGAGAGUUUUAUUCGAACGAAGCCCGACUCUCGGCGAGCCUGACUCAUAUCACAUUGUGAGAAAUGACUACAAGUCUUGCGAAGACAUGGACACCAUCAACAAUCUUGGGGUAAAACCUCUGACUGACCUGCUGACGUCGCUCGGCGGUUGGCCAGUCGUUGGAGAUAACCCAGCGGGUGGGAACUGGAACCCGGCUGCCUUUGACUUCGAGAAGCUUUGGGCCGACAUUAGGGGCAAAUACGGCGUGCAGAUGUUUGUUGCUACCGGCACGUGGCCUGAUCCUGACAAUGCAGCCAAAUACAAAUUGGAUGCGUACGUACCCGAUUUUGUUGUACCCAAGUUCGAUAUUGAAAAGAGGCAUUGGCCGGGAGUUCAUCCUAUGCUUGACGGUACCGAUGAUGCCGGUUAUGACGCGACGAUGCUUUUUGAUGACAAGUAUUCCAGUGAGAGGAAAGCCUAUCUCCAGUACCUGAUCGACAUUGCUGUGGCGCUUGGAGCAAACGAGACAGUUGCAACACGGGACAUGAUAGAUCUGAUUGAGUUCGAAUCAACCAUGGCAAAUUUGACUGUUAAACACCCAGACUUUGACAGGGUCAUGACCACUCUUGAAGAAAUUGGCAUGAAUCUGAUUGACUGGGUGCGUCUUUACCAGCUGAUGUUACCAGGGAGCGUCGAUCCAGGCGUUACCGGUGACGAGCCCAUCGUCAAUUACAACCCUAACUACAUCUCCAACGUCACAGUGUGGCUGAGGGACCAAGACAACAGAGUCAAAGCCAACUACAUGAUAUGGCGGCUUGUCAGCCGAAUGGUGCCCUUCAUGGGCGAGACGUUCCUGGUCAUCCGACGGAAAUUCCUCCAGAGCGUAAACGGCACCGUAGCCACCACGGCCCGCUGGAAGACGUGCGCCUCGAACGUUAACAACCAAUACAAAUUCAUCAGCGGGAGGAUGUACGUAGACGAACACUUCCCUGAAGACACCAAACGCAAGGUGUAG
Messenger RNA from Acanthaster planci (crown-of-thorns starfish), 1530 nucleotides. Its product is annotated as neprilysin-1-like. Lineage: Eukaryota; Metazoa; Echinodermata; Asteroidea; Valvatida; Acanthasteridae. Gene Ontology annotation, biological process: protein processing. The record is from RefSeq and is a predicted model, not a curated record. Gene Ontology annotation, cellular component: plasma membrane. Gene Ontology annotation, molecular function: metalloendopeptidase activity.